UACAGAUUCACUCACUCCCCCACCACAAACCACCCUUCCAUGGACGUGAGCCGCCGCCACUUGGACGACAAUGCGUUCGACUUGCUGCCGACCGAGGAACAGGUGCUCCGUGUGGCCCUGGUCGUGCUCCUCGUUCUCCUCGCGGCGCUGUUUUCAGGGCUGACGCUGGGCCUCAUGUGUCUGGACAAGUUUGGGCUGCAGAUCGUCGUGGACGCCGGCGAAGACGCCCACGCGACCGAGGACGAAAAGACCAACGCCAAGUACGCCAAGAAGAUCCAAAACGUGCGCCAGGACGGCCACCUGCUUCUCACGUCUCUGCUCAUUGCCAACGUCUCGGUCAACACCAUCUUGUCGAUUAUGCUCGCGGAUAUGACGUCAGGGGUCACGGGGUUUCUCAUUUCCACUGUGGUGCUCGUUCUCUUUGGCGAACUCCUCCCACAAGCGCUGUGCUCCCGCCAUCCACUCUUUAUCGGGGCAAAGUCGCUGCCCAUCGUGUGGUUCUUUGUCGUGGUGCUAUAUGUGAUUGCCAAACCCAUUGCGUUGGUGUUGGACUGGAUGCUCGGCCGGGAAAUUGGCAACUUGUUCACGAAAAGAGAGAUUGGAAAGAUGCUCGAUAUCCAUGUCAAGCAAAACCUGCUGGACGCGGACGAGACCGACAUCAUGCGAGGCGCGAUGCACUUUAAAGCCAAGGUCGUAGCCAGCGUUAUGACCCCCAUCGACCAAGUGUACUCGCUGCCCACAACCACCAAACUCACGCUCGCGACUAUCCGCCACAUUUACCAGCAAGGAUACAGCCGCAUUCCAGUGUACCACAAGGACAUUCACGACAUUGUGGGGCUGAUCUUUGUAAAAGACUUGAUCUUUGCCGACCCAGCAGAAGAAACCACAUUGCUGCAUUUCGUGCAUGUGUUUGGUCGGGGGGUGCACCGGGUGUGGCCAGACUCGACGCUCGGCGAUGUACUGCAAGCGUUCAAGAUGGGCCGCACCCAUUUGGCCUUGGUACACGACGUCAAUAACGCUGGACCGGGAGAUCCGUUCUAUGAAACCAAGGGCAUUGUGACGCUGGAAGACAUUGUCGAGGAGAUUCUGCAGGCUGACAUUUACGAUGAAAGCGACCAGAUCGAUGCGGAUGUGACUCGAAAGAACCGCCUGAGCCACCGCAGCUACGACACGGGCGUGGACCGCGUCAUCUUGGACGACGACCGCACGAAAAAGCUGGCCAAACCAGAGGCAGAUGCACUGGCCAAGUAUUUGGUAGCGUCAGAGCCCGUGUUUCUUACGCCGGAUGCAAACGGUGUACCGUUGGACGUGGCCAAGGUGUCCAACCUGCUCAGUCAGAGCCACUUGCUGGAAUUUCGAGCUCAAGACAGUCCCCACGCUGAGCUUUUGACCCAAGGCAAGGCCACGAAUGGCUGCGUGAUCGUCUUGCAAGGCCAUGUGAUUGUCUCGUCUAGUACGUCGUCAUCCAUGUAUCUCCCUCGAGAUAGUGACCUCCUAUUGUGUCUUAGAUUCGGACAGCAGCACCAAGCGGGGUCUGUGGAGUCUGUUUGGGGCCCAUGCAUUGCUAGAGUGCGAUGCCGAGAGUGAUGUGACGGUGGACCUGCCGCCGGACGAGUACGUCCGCUGCGUCCGCGUCUCCCGCCUCGACUUUCAAGCCACUUUGUUCCCGAUGAACAUUGCCGAACAGCCGGCCGUGCUCGCGGAAAGGCGGCUCGAGAUUCAAAUCCACCAAGUCCACCAAGACCACAAUGGCAUUCAUCAUAAGCCACUGUCGCCAGUGUUUCACAGUGACCUCGACCAAUCCAAGGACACUGAUGUGCCAUAUACACUGGACAAUAGGGAAUCCAUGUAGUACAGUAGUUGAAAGGUACUAGUAGUUACCAGUAAUUGCUAUAGUAUCAUGUGUAGUACGUACGACGUCCGUCAUAGUAGUGUUCUAGUACAUACUAGUAGGAUGCACUCAGUCGACGACGACUCAAUCAGGUAUAUCAUAG
Molecule: messenger RNA, 1994 nt
Organism: Aphanomyces astaci
Lineage: Eukaryota; Oomycota; Saprolegniomycetes; Saprolegniales; Verrucalvaceae
Exons: 7
Coding region: 40-1587 (515 amino acids)
Biological process (GO): magnesium ion homeostasis
Source: RefSeq, a predicted model, not a curated record